UCCGGACUUGUCAGCCGAUAAAUGCAUACUCCACAUUUACAUUUGUUUCAUUUUUGCUCUAACCACCAGAGAUGAAUUUAAAGUUCUCUCUAGCUGCCAUUACAUUCCUGGCAUUUUUCUUCAUCGCCACUGCACAGAAACCUUUGUUAUGUUACUACUCUAGCUGGGCUCAUUACCGCCCCGGACGGGGCCAGUACAGGAUAGAGAAUAUCGAUCCUUGGCUGUGCACCCAUUUAAUCUACGCUGCCUUUGGGUUGGACGAAGAUGCAAGCAUUGUUCUCAACGAUCCUUGGUUGGACAUUAAUUUGGGAAACAUUCGACAGUUUAACGAACUUAAAAACGUGAACGCGAACCUGAAAACUUUGGCUACUAUUGCUGGAUACACCGAAGGAUCUGCAACGUUUUCACGCGUAGCUGCGAGCUCAGAUUUAAGAUUGAAAUUCGCAGAAUCGGCAAGGGAUUUUUGUUUAGAACAUGGAUUCGAUGGCGUUGAUAUUAACUGGGAGUUUCCGGGAAGGCACGGAGGAGAUCCGGAUAACGAUAAGGCUAACUUUGUGUUGAUGCUCGCGGAUCUGAGGGAAGUGCUCUCUGCGAGUGGUCUAAUGCUCAUAGCUGCUGUUGGUGCUGCUCAACAUCAUGUAGAGCGGUCCUACGACGUACCGGCAAUAUCGCAAUACUUGGACUACAUAAACUUGAUGACUUAUGACUUUAACGGUGCGUGGGACGCCUUUACCGGUCACAACGCUCCACUCUUCUCUGGUCCUUCGGAAACGACAAAUUUCCAGAGAACUUUGAACGCGAACCAUAGUGUGAUGUAUUGGUUAUCGGAAGGAGCACCGAGUAACAAAUUGAUACUGGGAAUUCCUCUCUACGGUAGGACGUUCACUUUGCAAAAUCCAAAUAAUUAUUUGCUCCGUGAUACUGCAACUGGUCCGGGUAAUGCUGGGUCAUAUACGGGAGUGGCUGGGAUUUUAAGUUAUUUUGAGAUUUGCCCAUUUUUCGCGAGAAAAUGGGUUCGUCAUUGGGAAGAUAUUCAGAAAGCAGCGUUUGGCGUGAAUGGAGAUCAAUGGGUUGGCUACGAUGAUGUUAAAAGUACUUCGAUCAAGUGCUCUUAUGUUAAUGCACACGGCUUGGCCGGGAUAAUGGUUUGGUCAAUCGACAGAGAUGAUUUUCACGGGUAUUGCGGCUCGACUAACCCGAUACUAAGCACUAUUGUGGAAUGUUUUCGGUCUACGUGAACGUGAAGAGUAAAAACUUUGAACUUUUGAAUUGAUGAAAUUGGGCAAAUUGGUGAUAAUUUUUUUUAAUGUUUGUUUGAACAACUGUAAUAAAUUUAUACCAAGAUUUUUAUGAUA
Molecule: messenger RNA, 1355 nt
Organism: Wyeomyia smithii (pitcher-plant mosquito)
Lineage: Eukaryota; Metazoa; Arthropoda; Insecta; Diptera; Culicidae
Product: acidic mammalian chitinase-like
Exons: 4
Coding region: 72-1238 (388 amino acids)
Biological process (GO): carbohydrate metabolic process; chitin catabolic process
Cellular component (GO): extracellular region
Molecular function (GO): chitinase activity; chitin binding
Source: RefSeq, a predicted model, not a curated record